AUGAGUAACAGCAGCCUGCAGGGUCUGUCUCUAGCUCUGCCCCUCACCAGCUUUGGUAAUGUGUUGUUAUUUCUUUUCAGUGUUUCCUUGGCUUCCAGCAUCAUCUUCCUCAACAUGUCUGUGUGUGUCUCCAUACUGCUGAACAGGGCUCUGCGCAGCGAGAACCGCUUCAUGUACAUGCUGAGCACCUGCUUCAGUGACAUCUGUUCCGGCGUGUCUUAUUACUAUGCGGGUGUCCUGGAUGUGACGGACGCCAUCAACUCCCCUACGAGAACAUAUUUAAUUGUGCCCACAUUUUUAGGUCUCUCCUACAUGGCCGUCUUGGCCGCGCAGGCCGACAGGUACCACGCUGUGGCUUCACCUUUCCAAUACUCGCGCCGCAUGACGCUCAACAAAACCGUGGUGGUCAUCUGUGCGUACUGGCUCUACGCCUUCCUCAUCGUGGCUGUGAGUAACCUGGUCCCAGUCGGCGUGGCCCAACGGAUCGUGAGCAUUGGCUCCUUCGUGGGCAACAUCUUCACAGUGAUUAUAAUGAUAGGACUGAACAUCAGGCUGUUCAUCAUAGCAAGGUUCCAGCUGGAGAAGGAGCCACCCUCCGUGGAGAGGGACAUCAAGCGCUCCUCGGUGUAUCUCAUACUGGUGGUGGCUUUGUUCUUUCUGAUGACGUGGCUUCCCCUCUUCUGUCAUGUUAUAGUCUGUAACUUCUCUGCAUCUGUGUGUUACGCCUUUAAGAAUGAUGCCACCGACCCUAUACGUGUGUUACCCCGACUGAACGCUGCCCUCACCCCCAUCCUGUACAUCUGCGGCUGCUCCCCGCUCAGAGCCACGCUGCUCACCAAGGUGUGGAGGCCCUGCUGCAGGAGGAGGUGAGAGAGGCUGGUGAGGGGACUGCCUGCAGAUGUGUGUCAUGAUGCUCACAUCUGGCUCCAGGUGAACAUGUGAUCACAGGUUGAAUCACUUUACAGUUGUUGCAGAAAACGAACUUUUAUUGUUUAAUUUAUGUGCGUAAAAGCAUAGCAGUGACCUGAAUGUCCUUCUGAAUGUCUGAGAGUUAUCACAUAUUGCAGAUGGAAUGUAAUACAUAUUGCAUGAUUUGUACUUAAUGCCUUUAUGUGUUGAAAUGUUCUUUUUUGUUAGAUCGUCCUUUAAAUCCAUAAAACAGCAAGACAAAUAUCCUAAAUGUUUAUUUUUCUGACAAUAAUUCAUUGAAACUUGAAAUUGUUUAAAACAUCUUUUCCCAUUCUCUUCCAUUCUCAUGGGUUUCAUGGGAGAUGCUUGCAAUGUUUCAUCAGGCACUCGGCCCAUCCAUAAAGUGUAUUUAACACCUUCAUGUUUUAUGUGUUGUCAAAUCACAGUGAACAAAUUACAGAUGUUAUUCCACAAAUAACUGAUGGAAAUUAGGCUGAAAAUGAACAUUUAUAAUAUGGAGCAAUUGUUAAUUGUAAUACUAAAUAUGUAAAGAAAAGAUUGAAGGAUGUCAAGGAUGUUUUCUAAUAAUCUUUUACAGUUUCUUAAAAAAUAUGUUCGACAUAAACCUUUUCUAUUUCCCUUAUGAACACCUGAUCAAAUUCAGUUUUUAACCACUAGAGGGAGCAAUGACCCUUCGUUUAUCUAUGGAUGUCUCACAAAUGAUGCAUCAAAUACCUUUCAUGGAUGUUGGAGAUGAUUUUUUUUUCUCACACCAGCGUUACUAGUGUUUUUAUGUCUGUAAAUUCUAAAUUCAGUUCAUGUUCAGUCUUCAAUAUGCAGCAUUUAAAAUAUGAAUGUAUACAAUUUUAAUCCAGUCAUAACUUGGUAAACACACUUAUUUUCUAAGACCUUGAGAAAUGUCCUAAAAAUAAGACAUUAAUGAAACUUUAACACGUGUUGUUUGCAGUUUGUGUGUUUUGCUGUUGAAGUAGGAGUCGAACCCAAAGAGACAGGAGUGGCCCUUUAACUGUGAACACAUUAAGAAAUUAUUGAAUUAGGAAAUGUAACCUUCAGGUUUUUGGCACCUAACACAUGGAAUAAGUUACAGAUGGACUUUCAGCUUCAAAACCUUCUAGUGUUGAACAAGUUUAAAACUCUCGUAAAAGAUCUAAUGUGCAAGUUUUUAUUAUGAACAAGUUUUAAUGUCAUUAAUCUGUUUGUUAAUUACUUCUACUGUCGGAACUGCGUUGAUGCUGUUCUUGGUCAUCCUCAUGAAAGACAGAAAAUAAAUAAAAGAACCCGACUGUUCCAGACUUGUUUAGCAGAACCUGACAAAUAGUAUGAAUUUAGUUUUA
This is a messenger RNA of Platichthys flesus (European flounder), 2264 nucleotides long. Its product is annotated as D(1)-like dopamine receptor. Gene Ontology annotation, biological process: G protein-coupled receptor signaling pathway. NCBI's taxonomy places the organism in Eukaryota, Metazoa, Chordata, Actinopteri, Pleuronectiformes, Pleuronectidae. Bases 1 to 870 code for a protein of 289 amino acids. Gene Ontology annotation, cellular component: membrane. The transcript has a single exon. Gene Ontology annotation, molecular function: G protein-coupled receptor activity. The record is from RefSeq and is a predicted model, not a curated record.